AUAAGCCACUCAUGUUAAGCUUUUCCUGGAAUUUGUGGUCGUGUAUUCUCUGCGACCAAGGAUAUUUCACAUCGACAUCUAAGGAACAAAGCACACUGCGGGCCUCGGAGCGACUUCAUGUAAAACAGGUUUGAAAUGGCCCCCCGUGGAAGCACAAAAACAUUUCUUCUGCUUUUACCCGUUAUGUUCGUGGCGGUGACGGUAUGCAGCGGGGGCAGGAUUUUGAUUGUUCCUUUAGAGGGAAGCCACUGGGUGAACAUGGAUGUCAUGAUCAGAGCGCUCCACUCUCGAGGACACUCUGCUGAUGUGCUCCGGACCAACAAUAGCUGGUACAUCAAGGAUGACUCUCUCCACUACAAGGCAAUCACCGUUUCUGUCACCGAAGCCUUUAAUCACGACUUUAUUAACCCGAUCCUGGCAAAGAUCAUCGACAUAGAAAGAGGGGAGAGCUCCGCCGUGAGCUUUGCAAGUUUGCAGCUUGAGAUGUUCACUGCGAUGUUUAACAUGCAUAGAAUAAUAUGCAAAAUGGCGACUAUUAUGUUCAAAGACAAAGACUUGAUGAAUAGUUUGAAGGAGAGAAAAUAUGACCUGGUCCUUACCGACCCAGCAUGGGGUGCAGGUAUAAUGUUGGCGCAUGCUCUUAAGCUGCCUCUGGUUUACAAUGUGAGGUGGAUUACUAGUGGAGAGGGACAUUUGGCCAUUGCACCUUCGCCAUUAUCUUAUAUCCCGAUUACCGGCUCAGGGCUGUCAGACAAAAUGAGUUUCAUGCAGCGAGUCGAAAAUCUAAUUUUCUAUGCCAUUUUCCGAGCUCAGGAUGGAUUUUUAAUUAACCGUCAGUAUCAAGCUGUUUGUGAUGAGUUCUUUGGCCCAGAAGUCAGAUACAGUGACUUAUUACAAGGGGCGGACCUGUGGCUGAUGAGAGCCGACUUUGUGUUUGAGUUUCCUCGGCCCACAAUGCCUAAUGUCGUCUACAUGGGAGGGUUCCAGUGUAAACCUUCUGAACCACUCCCUGAACACUUGGAGGAGUUUGUGCAGAGCUCUGGGGACCAUGGAGUCAUCCUCAUGUCUCUGGGGACUUUUGUGAGUCAACUUCCUGCUGACAUGACAAACAAGAUCGCUGCAGCUUUUGCCAAAUUACCUCAGAAAGUCAUCUGGAGGCAUAAAGGUGACAGACCAGCCACUCUGUGCAACAACACUUUACUAGUGGACUGGAUGCCACAGAAUGACCUCCUGGGACAUCCAAAGAUUAAACUGUUUGUGGCUCAUGGAGGAACCAAUGGAGUCCAAGAAGCUAUUUAUCAUGGAGUCCCAGUAGUGGGUCUGCCUGUGUUCUUUGACCAGUACGACAACCUGCUCCGCCUGAAAGAGAGAGGAGGGGCUAAAAUUCUUACAUUAGCCACAGUGGACAAAAGCACCAACUUCAUAGAAGCAAUCGAGGAAGUCCUGAAUGAGCCCUCCUACAGGAUGAACAUGCAGAGACUCUCCUGGCUGCACAGAGAUCAGCCAACAACACCACUGGAUAAAGCCCUCUUCUGGAUAGAGUUCGUCAUGAGGCACAGAGGUGCAGCUCAUCUGAGAACAGAAUCCUACAGACUGCCCUGGUAUUCCUACCACUCUGUAGAUGUUGCCCUGUCUCUUCUGGCUACUGUUGCAGUGGUUACUUUGUUUCCUCUGGUACUUUUCAGAUAUGUGCAUCCUGAGAAAAGCAAAAAAAAGACAAACAAAUGAAAAAUAUGGUAAGGUGGCGAAAUUCUGUCCUGCUCUUUCUACUAAAAAUACCAUCACGUCGUUUAAGAUUUUUAGCUCAAUUUAAUCGAAUGCGGGGUAAUUUAAAUUGUUAUCUCCCUUAGUUCUUUGAGGAAACUAACACUAGGUCAGAGUGCCUGUUGAGGUGCAGCACGGGUAUUACAAAUCCAGACCUUUGUUACAUAACUGGAAUCCAUGCAGGGUAAAGUUUGGUUGUGUAACAAAGAUAAUGGACCAGUGAAGGGCAGGGUGAAACAAACAGUGUGAUACAAUCUAGAUUAAGUUUUGGCAGGCACAUCUACAUUCACUAUCUCAUUCAAGAUCAAUGCAUGCAGCAGACACACAUUACAAGAAAGUUACUACAAAUUCCAGCUGACUACCAUGAAGUACAGAGAGUUUGUAUCUAACACGAUACAUGCAUGUUUAGAAAAAAAAAAAUCACAGGGAAUACACCCAACAGACUCAGUUAGAGCAGUUUAAGUGACCGUAAAAUCCACUUUUUGCAGCGAUAUAAUAUGAUAUUUGAAGCUGUGGCUCCAUCUGGUGGUAGUAAUCUAAAAAAGACUGGUAGACUGAAAUGCACACAGGCGCUGCCUUUGUCUGAUAACAAAGUAGAGGCUUCUCCAUUGCAGUAAUGGCAGCGGGGAGGAGAGGAGCCCCGACUAACCCACUGGACGCUCCUCUUGAUCUGUUCUGUCCCUCAGCCCGAAACUCUGACGUUGCGCGACGUCCUGUCACAGAGGGUCACCGAACUCCGGGGUUGACCUUUAACACGGGCAGACAACAAAGAGGGAGAUGGGCGGUUUUUUAAUGGUUCUCAAAAAUCACAUAUUAUGUCACAUAUUUGAAAUGACCGGUGUGCAGCAUCCAGACAUUUGAUGCACAUUUAAUAAAAGUGCAUGAAAAUAUUUUGACUGCGCACACAGAUUGGGGAGCUUUUGUCUCAGAGGACACUUGUAUGCACAACGUUUGUCUCAAUCAAUAUUCCCUCUGCCACCUUCUCUCUGUUAAAGUCUGUGUUGCGUGAGUCAUUACUAAAACCCCUUUGGAUCUAAAAUAGAAAGACAUCUUCAGAAUCAUAAAAUACUUUUGUGAUGCACAGGAAUCUUGUCUUGCAGACACAUUAUUGAUGAAGCUGAAGUCCCGUGUCCGAGAGGACAAAUACAUUACAUUACAACAAAAGCCCACCCUGUAUUCCGCUGGCUGGAUGCUGUUAAUAUGAAGCAACUGCAGUAGGUGAUGUUGAGUCGGCAUGGCUAGCGACAGCUCCGGCUCGGCUGUUAUCAGUGAGUUACAAAGAGUUCUGCUGGAUUACACGCAUGUAUAAUUUCCUGCGAAUCCCUCGUGUGCAUAUUGGCAAUUUGCACCCAGCCACUAACAAUGAGAACACCAACAUCGUUGUAAUUACUGAAUGCAGAUGCAUUUAAUGGAUACGGCAUUAAAUAUGACGACUAUCGAUAGUAUCAAAAACUGGGUUUGAGUUGAGUGAAAAUCCUUAUAAUUCAAAAAAGCAUAAUUGUGUACGUGCUACACUGUAUGUGUCUGGAAAGUGGACUCAACAAAAGAGACUGGAGAGCAAACCUUUGUAUUCUACACUGUUUAAUUCAGAAUAAAAUGAAUCCACAGAAUGAUGA
Molecule: messenger RNA, 3380 nt
Organism: Scophthalmus maximus (turbot)
Lineage: Eukaryota; Metazoa; Chordata; Actinopteri; Pleuronectiformes; Scophthalmidae
Product: UDP-glucuronosyltransferase 2B13-like
Exons: 2
Coding region: 136-1728 (530 amino acids)
Molecular function (GO): UDP-glycosyltransferase activity
Source: RefSeq, a predicted model, not a curated record